Molecule: messenger RNA, 1967 nt
Organism: Amorphotheca resinae ATCC 22711
Lineage: Eukaryota; Fungi; Ascomycota; Leotiomycetes; Helotiales; Amorphothecaceae
Exons: 4
Coding region: 219-1826 (535 amino acids)
Biological process (GO): transmembrane transport
Molecular function (GO): transmembrane transporter activity
Source: RefSeq, a predicted model, not a curated record
CCCGCAACACGUCCAACAGACCCCAUGGGCACUAGAAAGUUCUGGGUCUUGACUCCAUGGGGCCUAGAGAUGGGGCUCCACUAUGUUUCGGCGCGUGCGGCGUGCUAGCCCGCCCCUGUGCACCGUCGCACACUUAAGAGCACCGCGUCCCAUUCCAUAUUACUGAGAGCUCUUUCUCCAUUCCUAUCUCUAAGUCCAAGUCAGCCAGCGCCGAGAUCAUGGAUGACAAGCAGGUAAUAUCAGAGCAGCAGUUCAGGGAGGAUGUGGCAGCACCGCCAGCUACCUCGCCAAACGGAGCUGUUCAUGUGGAAAGCAAUGGGGAGGUGGGAAAAGAGGCAGCUUCGUUCAAGCAUGCCAGCAACCUGGAGGAUGGCCCUGCUGAACACCUGAGUCCCGAGCAUAAGGAGUACUUGAUAUCGCGGCAUGGGACAACUGAUCUCAGCCCGUUACCAUCCAUGGAUCCUGCAGAUCCGCUCAAUUGGCCAUCUUGGAAGAAAAAUGUCAACCUGUUCCUCGUCGCAUUUCACGCAAUGAUGACAACCUUUACAGCUGCGGGUGUAACUCCUGCCUUUGAACAGCUGUCCGUUGAGUUCGGCGUAUCCCUCACACAAGCGUCCUACUUUACAAGCAUUCAAAUUCUGUUGUUGGGCUGGUCUCCCGCCUUCUGGAAACCCCUCUCUAAUCGGUAUGGUCGUAGACCGAUCUGGUUGAUAUCCACUUUUGGUUCAAUGAUUUGCAACAUAGGCUGCGCAAAGACUCAUAGCUAUGGUGCGCAGGUGGUGACAAGAUUAUUGGUCGCAUUCUUUAUUUCACCGGCUAUUGCUAUUAGUAGUGCUGUGGUCACGGAGACGUUCUUCGCGAAGGAGCGGGGUCAGAAGAUGGGGAUUUGGACAUUGAUGGUUACUCUUGGACCUCCUACAGGUCCUUUCAUUAUGGGCUUCGUAGCCUACCAUACCCACACUUGGACAUGGAUAUAUUGGAUCCUCGCCAUAACCAACGGGGUUCAAUUCAUCCUCUAUUUCUUCUUCUCCCCUGAAACGCUCUACGUGCGCGACCGUGUCCAGGCUCCUAGUACCAAAUCUGAUUUCCAGCGCAAAUACCUCAACUUCGGGAAGAUCGGCCCUGAACCACUGAGCCUCCGCUCCUUCCUUACGCCCAUUAUUCUCUUUACCUACCCGAAUAUUCUGAUCCCUGCCGUCGCCUACUCCAUCGUCUUCAACUUCGCCAGCGUCCUAACGACGGUCGAGAUCCCCCAGAUCUUCGCUGCCAAGUUCGGCUUCAAUGCCCAGCAGCUCGGCCUGCAAUAUAUUGGCAUCAUCAUCGGGUCCGUGCUAGGAGAAAUAGUCGGUGGGCGUGGCAGUGAUUUCUGGAUGCGGCGCAAGAGCGCGCAGCUAGGCCAGUCACGCCAUGCGCCCCCCGAGCAUCGCCUCUGGCUCUCAUACCCCGGCUUUGCGACAGUGAUCUGUGGUCUUGUGGUAUUCCUGGUGCAGGCGGAGAAGAUCCACGCGUAUAACGUGACCCCGGUCGUGGGAAUGGCCAUUGCGGCGUUCGGGAACCAGGUUAUUACCACGGUUUUGGUAACCUAUGCGGUGGAUUGCCAUCAUGAACAUGCGGCUAGCAUUGGGGUGUUCAUUAAUAUCAUCAGGAACACCUGGGGAUUCAUCGGACCCUUCUGGUUCCCAGACAUGUUCAAGAACCUGGGACUCGACGGCAGCGCAGGCUUGCUGGUGGGCAUCGUGGCUGUAUGCGCGCUCCUGCCCAUGAUCUUCAUCCACUGGAAGGGGGCGUCGAUCCGGGAGCAGAGAGCCGCGAAGGCUUUGGCUUAAACGUGUUCCGUAAGCGGGUAAUAUAGAAAUGGGUAUAAUUUUAAGGGGGGUUCAGGGACUUGGUAGUGCAAUUACUGUAAUAUAUCCAUGAUAUCCAUGAGCUUUUUAAUACAAGGCGCUCGCUAGAACUGCCCUCGUUAC